AUGUCUGUUGUCGGCUCUCUCAUCUUUUGUACAGGCUGCGGCACCCUCCUCGACCCGCCUACGUCCACGGCCUUGACCUGUACAGGCUGUGGUGCCUCCUUCCCAUCCGCUCAGUUCAAGAGCCUCUCUGUCACAACGCGCUCUGCUCCCGGCGCAUUCCCGUCCGUCCUCAAGCAGAAACGCAGUGUCGUGCAUGUGCCAGUACCCUCAACAGAUGAUCCGGAAGGACUCGGCGAGCAACAUGGUGGUAAUACAGAAGGAAGAGCCACCAUUGAAGAAAAGUGCGUCAAGUGUGGAAACGAGCAAAUGACCUUCUUCACACUACAGCUGCGGUCGGCGGAUGAGGGAUCUACAGUCUUCUACGAGUGCCCACGCUGUGCAUACCGCUUCUCGACCAACAAUUGA
Protomyces lactucae-debilis is the source of this 405-nucleotide messenger RNA. Its product is annotated as DNA-directed RNA polymerase I subunit RPA12. Gene Ontology annotation, biological process: termination of RNA polymerase I transcription; DNA-templated transcription. The transcript has a single exon. Bases 1 to 405 code for a protein of 134 amino acids. The record is from RefSeq and is a predicted model, not a curated record. Lineage: Eukaryota; Fungi; Ascomycota; Taphrinomycetes; Taphrinales; Protomycetaceae. Gene Ontology annotation, molecular function: nucleic acid binding; DNA-directed RNA polymerase activity; zinc ion binding. Gene Ontology annotation, cellular component: RNA polymerase I complex.